This is a messenger RNA of Mercenaria mercenaria, 1099 nucleotides long. Its product is annotated as transmembrane protein 272-like. Bases 86 to 811 code for a protein of 241 amino acids. The record is from RefSeq and is a predicted model, not a curated record. Lineage: Eukaryota; Metazoa; Mollusca; Bivalvia; Venerida; Veneridae. The transcript is spliced from 6 exons.
ACACUCGUGCUAAAUAAAUCCUGAUCUGUGUCAUUUGGCAUAGUUCGGAUUUCAACGGCAGUUGUUUAUUUGUGUCAACAGAGAAAUGGCAACUAACGUUAGCAAAGACGUGGAAGCUGGCUACAAUGUUGGGGCAGAAUCUCCACCGCCAGCAUAUGACCAGUAUGUGGGUGAGCAGACAGGAACGAACACGCAUGUGCCGCCGACAUACUCAGCUACAGCUGCAUCAAAUGACAUGGCUCCGCCACCAUCCUAUGAUUCACUGUACGGCAAAGUGAAGGCAGCGAAAGCAGGAUCAGAGGGCAAUGUUGAUUUCUGCAAGAAAUUUUUCGUCAUUCUAUGUGGAACAAUUGGGUGUACGAUUAUGCUGGCAGUUGUUAUGGCAAUACCUGUAGCUAUGAUUGUAAUGGGAGCUAUACAUAAAGAUGACUGUCCAGCGGAACGUAUGAUCCCGAUUUACCUGAUAGUUGGCGGGUCUUUCGGUAUUGUGAAGAACCUGUCAAGUCUGUUACAGAGGUGUAAGAAUAAAGAUGAGGAGGAUGGGGAUGAGAAGAAUGCUAAAACUAACCCGUUCGAUGCUACUCUCAAUUGCUUCCUAUUUGCCUGGUUUAUUGCAGGAAAUGUUUGGGUGUACAGGACAAAGGAUGAAUGGACGAGUGAUUCUAUGGCAGAUAACUACUGUGAUCCAUCUCUCUACUGGUUCGCUUUCUGGCUCAUCACAUCGACGUAUAUCUUACUGGGCUGCAUCUGUUGUUGCGUCUGCUUCGGCGGUAUAAUGGCGGCAUGUUGUGGAGCGCUAGAGAACAAAUAGAAUGUGCAAGAUUUAUAAACCUUAUUAUUCUGUACCAUACGGUUCCGUACUGUAUGGUAGUUCUUUAUAGAAAUGUACUUCAGUUGAUAUUGGAAAUCUUCCUAUGAACACAAAUGAGGGUGUUACAUACAUAUGCACAUAGACUUGUUUUGUACUUGAUAAUUAUUGAUAUAUCAAUACUUUAACAAAUAAUCAGAUCAUUUUUAUCAACAGUCAUUGUUCUUUAUCAAUGCUGAUUGUUAACAUUAGAUAUUUUUUCUGCAUAGCACUAAUAAAAUUAAAAAUUUA